Molecule: messenger RNA, 1506 nt
Organism: Spodoptera littoralis (African cotton leafworm)
Lineage: Eukaryota; Metazoa; Arthropoda; Insecta; Lepidoptera; Noctuidae
Source: the annotation of a GenBank genome assembly
AUGACUAAAGUACCGUCUGUUAUUCAUUGGUUUAGAUUAGAUUUACGAAUUCAUGAUAAUCUUGCGCUACGUAAUGCAAUAAACGAAGCUGAAAACCGUAAACACCUUUUAAGACCAGUAUACUUCUUGGAUCCUGAAAUUAAAAGUAAGAUAGGAAUUAAAAGAUUAAGAUUUUUGGUACAGAGCCUUCAAGAUCUUGACAAUAACUUGAAGAAAUUGAAUUCUCGCUUAUAUGUUAUCAGAGGACAUGCUGUGGAAGAGUUAUUUAAGUUACUUAACAAAUGGCAAGUUAAAUACUUGACUUGCCAAGUUGAUAUUGAUCCAAUCUAUGUGAAACAAGAUGAGGAACUUGAUAAGUUUGCUGAAAAGAAUGAUAUAUUUGUGGUCCGUAGAGUCCAACACACUGUCUAUGAUGUUCACAGUGUAUUGAAAAAGAACAAUGGUAAUGUCCCCAUGACGUAUCAAAAGUUCCUCUCAUUAGUGCAGGAUAUGCAAGUAAAGGAUUGUAUUGAAAUAACUAAACCAAUAUCUGAGCACUGUAACCCAAAAGAUUCUGAUUCUAAAAAGUAUGAUGUUCCAAGUUUUGAUGAACUUGAUAUUGAUGAAUCAGCUUUGGAACCAUUGAAAUAUCCAGGAGGUGAAACAGAAGGCUUAAAAAGAUUGAAUAUGUAUAUGGCUCGAAAACAAUGGGUGUGCAAGUUUGAAAAGCCAAAUUCAUCCCCAAACAGUUUAGAGCCAAGUACCACAGUAUUGAGUCCUUACAUCAGUCAUGGAUGUUUAUCAUCCAAACUGUUUUACCACAAACUAAAGGAAGCAUUAAGCGGUAUGCGUCACACAGAACCCCCUGUGUCCCUAAUGGGGCAAUUAAUGUGGAGAGAAUUCUACUACACCGCUGGAGCUGGUACUGAAAAUUUUGACAAGAUGGUUGGAAAUGCAGUAUGUACCCAAAUUCCUUGGGGUACAAAUGAGGAGCACUUGAAAGCAUGGGCAGAAGGCAAAACAGGAUACCCUUUUGUUGAUGCCAUAAUGCGUCAACUCAAACAAGAAGGAUGGAUAGAUCAUUUGGCUCGCCACAUGGUUGCUUGUUUCCUUACAAGAGGAGAUUUAUGGAUUUCUUGGGAAGAAGGAGCCAAAGUAUUUGAAGACUACUUACUAGACUAUGAUUGGUCAUUAAAUGCAGGUAAUUGGAUGUGGCUCUCAGCUUCUGCCUUCUUUUAUAAAUUCUUCAGAGUUUACAGUCCAGUAGCUUUUGGCAAGAAAACAGAUAAAGAAGGAAUUUACAUAAGGAAGUAUGUCCCUGAAUUAAAAAAAUAUCCCACUGCUUUCAUCUAUGAGCCUUGGAAAGCACCAAAAAGUGUUCAAAUGGCAGCUGGUUGCAUAAUUGGGCAGGAUUACCCUAAAAGAAUAGUUGAUCAUGAUAAAGUGCAUAAGGAUAACUGCCAAAAGAUGUCUGCUGCUUAUAAAUUAAAUAAAGAGAGAAAAGCUUUAAAAAGACCCUUGACAUAG